Penicillium verhagenii is the source of this 1572-nucleotide messenger RNA. Its product is annotated as Zn(II)2Cys6 transcription factor. Lineage: Eukaryota; Fungi; Ascomycota; Eurotiomycetes; Eurotiales; Aspergillaceae. The record is from RefSeq and is a predicted model, not a curated record. The transcript is spliced from 3 exons. Gene Ontology annotation, cellular component: nucleus. Gene Ontology annotation, molecular function: zinc ion binding; DNA binding; DNA-binding transcription factor activity, RNA polymerase II-specific. Gene Ontology annotation, biological process: DNA-templated transcription; regulation of DNA-templated transcription. The coding region runs from base 1 to 1572 and encodes 523 amino acids.
AUGCCAGCGGCCGCCACUUUGAAGUCCCCUAAUGUAUGCGCCAACUGCAAGGCCCGCAAGAAAAGAUGUGACAAGUCUCUACCGCGCUGUUCCUACUGCACUGACCAUGAUCUACCCUGUCUAUACCAGACCUUGAAUCAUAGUCCGCGACAUCGAGCAAUCGGAGAUUCCGCCCUUGCAUUCGCAGCCAGUCCUCAGUCCCAAAGCGGGAUUUGGAAAAACCCUGGCGUUCUACGAGCUGACAACCCUGUCAGUGCAUCGAUACAACUACUUUUCGACAGCCUCGCAUGCAGCGCGCACAUUCCCCGCGGGGCACCGGUCUCGACGGUCGAGUCCACGCUAUGCGUCCAGGUUCAGCGGUUACUCGAAACUACGGGGCUUUAUCUUGAUGAAAUCAGUGUACGAUACUUCCAGGGUGUUCAUACAUUCGUACCAAUUAUCUCCCGACGGCGGUUCCACGCGCGGCUGCUUUCUUUUGGGGCCAAUCUCCAGGCUGAUUUCGCCUUACUCGUUCUAUGCAUGGCAUUACUUGUCUCCUCAAAAGACUCUUUCGAUCUCUUGGGGCCACAAGGGGGCCGCCAUAUCUACGUUGCCACCAAAUCCCUUAUGGCCCAGGCACAAGCACUCUGCACGCCGACAACUAGUCUCGUUCAAGCCGGUGUGCUGCUAGCGGUUUAUGAGUAUGCCCAUGGUUAUCCGGAGCAGGCUUUUGUGACGAUCGGAAGCUAUGCGAGGAUGGCGUAUAUAGCCCAGCUACGAUCCAUCCCUGCUUCAACUACAAAUACUCUGCCGCAGACUGAUUGGACUAUAGAAGAAGAGGAAAUUAAUACCUUGUGGGGAAUCCGGAUAUCGAUCGUGGAUCAGCCAUUAGGCUCCGUGAUACCCGCCCAAGAUAAUUCCCUACCACUCGAGCCCUCUAUUCUAGACCAGGGUAAUCCUGCGGUGGCGCAUGCAUCUCGUGUCGCGAUCCAGGCGCUGAACUCUCCCGGGGUUGGCGGCUUCGGGCGCAGCGCUCAAGCGGCAUGGCUCCUGGAUGGGGUGCUGCAGGGCCUAUCCAAGACGGAUCCGGACCAGAAACAGGCACACCUGACUGAAUGUGAUCGAAAAUUGCAGUCCUUUCUGGCCGUUGUGAUGCAGCAGCACACGGGCAACUAUGGAAUAUUUUGUGUUCCAAUCGCUCUAACGAUCCGGUCUGUUCCUCCCCAAAAUUAUAAUUUUAUCUCUCAAAGUAGUCGAUUUAAUUUGAUAGGAACGUGUAGUGCAUUGUUUCUUCUUCAUUGGCAUCUUCUCAGCUCACGUGCCCGAGACUCCCCGGGGGCCUAUGACUCGAGCAAUAUUUCCCACAAGGCCCUGGAUACAAUUACUAAAAUGGUCAUUGACAUUGCUAUCACGCACGAAUACCUCCCAUUUAGCCAAAUCGAUCGCCUUCCUCCCAGCUGUCUGUAUAUCAAUCGAGCAGCGCUGAAACACAUCAAUGACUAUCAAUCGGUGACCGCAGAUUCUCGCCUGCAAACUUUACUCAAUCAAUUCGAAGCGCGUUGGGGCGCAUCGCCAAGUGUGCCUGGAAGAUAG